This is a messenger RNA of Astyanax mexicanus (Mexican tetra), 1180 nucleotides long. It is a transcript of the gene mrpl14, whose product is annotated as mitochondrial ribosomal protein L14. Gene Ontology annotation, cellular component: ribosome; mitochondrion. The record is from RefSeq and is a predicted model, not a curated record. Gene Ontology annotation, molecular function: structural constituent of ribosome. NCBI's taxonomy places the organism in Eukaryota, Metazoa, Chordata, Actinopteri, Characiformes, Acestrorhamphidae. The transcript is spliced from 3 exons. The coding region runs from base 127 to 567 and encodes 146 amino acids. Gene Ontology annotation, biological process: translation.
AAUCGGCGGACAGUUCCGGUAGAGGGUUGACAUUGGUGGAAGCUGUGGAGAGUCACAGCGUGUUAUGGGGACUGUGCUGUUCGCUCUCUGACUGGGAGAAAUCUGCUGUUUAACCGACAGAUCAACAUGGCCUUUUCGUGGAUGCUUCCGAAGAUACCGGUGGCGGCGGCGGCAGCAGCAGCUCAGUGCAGGUCUUUCAGUGUGUCAGCAGCGGCAGCAGCUAUUCAGAAGUUGACCCGAGUAAGAGUGGUCGACAACAGCACUCUGGGAAACACCCCCUAUCACCGCCCUCCUAAAGUGAUCCACGUCUACAAUAAGAAUGGAGUGGGGAAAGUGGGAGAUGUGGUUUUAUUGGCCAUUAAAGGACAGAAAAAGAAAGCGCUGAUUGUGGGACACAAAAUGCCAGGAAAGCGAAUGACGGCUCGCUUUGACUCGAACAACGUGGUUCUGAUCGAGGAUAACGGAAACCCCACAGGAACCAGGAUUAAAGCCCCCAUACCCACACACUUACGCAGACUGGAGGGGGAUUACUCCAAAUUACUCGCUAUCGCUCAGAGAUUCGUAUAACUGUGUGAGUGCUGUGUGUUAUUGCAGUGUUACAGGAAUGAUGUCAGAUCUUCUUCACCAAUUAUGCUUCUGUAUUAAAGUAUUUGUUGUGAUAAAAAAAAAUAUAUAUAUAUAUAUAUAUAUGUAUAUAUACUGAAAUUAUUUCAUGGGUUUAUUUGAAAUGUCGUUGCUGUCCCAUGAAAAAAAAACGUUUCCAUUUGUCAUUUUUAAUUUACUGUAUAAUUUAAAAAACCCAAACUUUUCCUUACACUGUGUCAAUAUUUCUGGAUUAAUGGACCAAUAGAAAUUCUUCAGAAUCACCUGAAAUGAACUAUUUUUACAUUGACCUCUGUUGAAAUUAAGAAGUUUUGUCUCUUUCCUGUAAAGUUGUUGUUUGGAUAUAAAAAUGUUAAAAAUGCUGUCAAACAAUGAGUGUGUUUACAUGCACUUUAUAUUUAUGAUUGCUUAUUAAGAAGAACAUCAGUUUAUCACUAAUCUGAUCAAUGAUUUUACUUUAACUUGGGUAAUCAGAUAAUGGGAAAACUCUGAGCUUGCAUGAAAUCAGAUUUUUGCUUUGCAACCAGCCAAUAAAUUAACAGAAUAAACUGAUUUAAAUAUCACAUAAAACCCAAAA